AUGCUCAAAGAAUUGCGACCAUUAAAUAUACCUAGAACAGUGCCCGAAGAUCCACGCAUUGUACCAGGUACCUCGUCCGGAAGACCCAUUGACGGGUUUUAUGAUGUCGGCAGUAGCCCGGAUUCUGCGCCCGUGGUCUAUUAUGCGGCUGCAGUUUCUGAAACUGGAUUUAUACCUGUACGAGCCGUUCCCGGGGUGACUGGAUGGGUCUCCCAUACUGCGCCACCCCAACUGGGUGGUGCUGGGAUUAAUUCGACUAGUGGGUAUGUUUAUAGUCCGCCUUUUCUAAUGCCCAGUGGUGGCAGUUCUGAUCAGGCCAGUGAUGAGGGCAGUGAAGAGAUAGUGUCGGGGCGAAAAGUUAAGUUUUUGUGUAGCUAUGGAGGGAAAAUAUUGCCGAGGCCAAAUGAUGGGGCAUUGAGAUAUGUUGGUGGACAGACGAGGGUUAUUAGUGUUAAGAGGGAUGUGAGUUUUAGUGAAUUGGUUCGAAAAGUAGAUACAAAUGGGCAGAAUUUGGUUAUUAAGUACCAGUUGCCGGAGGAGGAUCUUGAUGCACUCGUUUCAGUUUCAUGUCCAGAUGAUCUUGAGAACAUGAUGGAUGAGUAUGAGAAGUUGGUCAAGAGAUCUUCAGAUGGAUCAGCUAAAUUGAGGUUGUUUUUGUUUUUACCUUCCGAGGUCGAGUCUUACGGUAUAGUGCAUAUUGGGGAUUUGCAGGAUGGUGGUCAAAGCUACGUUGAGGCCGUGAAUGGGAUUAUUGAUGGAUUCAGUAGUAGUGGUGGUGUCAAUAGUCACACUGCAAGAAAGGAGAGCAUUAGUAGUGCUGGUUCGACCCAGAAUUCUGAUAUAGGUGGUACCGAGGGUUCCAAUAACUUGGGUCGUGGUCACGGGGAGGUUAUAUGUUCAUUAUCUACAAGUGGGUUAUUGGUUGGCGGAAAUUAUACUGUCUCUCGUGAAACGUCUCCAAGAACGGCGUGUGUUGAUCUUAGUCCUUCGGUACACGUGGAUACUUCUGCUGCUCCAUCUGUACCUCUUACUGAUCUACAGCCACAGGUAGCAUAUGAUUUGCAGCAGCUCGGAGUGCCUUGUCCCACAUCUUCACCUUAUGCAGAGACUUACGUGGAUCCUCGCCAAGAGGCUUUAAACCAUGCUGAUUAUGCACAACUUCCUUCUCAGAUGGGGUUCCCAGCUCAGAUUUUCGGGGCAGUUGGGCCCGUGCUCACCCAACAACAUAUCCCUGCCGGAGCUUUGCCUGAGCAGUUUCUAACUGCGGUACAAGUGACUACUAAUCCUUCUUUGGUCAGUAUGAAACCAAACUCAGGUAGUCCUCUAGUUCAGCCCCAACAAAUACAUUUGGAGAAUUAUCCUACAGAAAGUGCGCAAGGACUAGUCCAACUUCCUACUCAACAAGGGUAUAAUGCACUUAAUGCUCAGGUCCCAACAGCACUGCCAGGAGAAGUGUACGGGUGGCAACAAGUUCCUCACUCUGAGAAGGUAGCCUUAGUGGAAGGCGGGUUGCCUUCCCAACCAGUUCUGGUAUCUGGAAAACUUCCUGGACUUAAAGACUGCUAUAUGUGUCAAAAAGCAUUGCCACAUGCUCAUUCGGAUACAGUGGCUCAGAACAGAAAAGAAGGCUCUCCAACCACCUCAUCUGACUCGAGAUCGAUUUAUAAAAGCCUCCGAUUGGAUCAUCGAGGACGACCGAUGAAUAUUGAGCAACUGGUAGUCGGGACUCAACCGAGAGGUAUGGGUUAUGCGGAUCAUGAAACUGGGAAAUUUCAAGCAGAGGGAAUUGGAUCCUCCCAGAAUGUUGAUGGACACUAUGGAAAUGAUAGAAUUGUUCUUCAGAAGGUAGAGAAUCCUGAAAACUCCAAUGUAUCAGUUCCACAGGGAAUGAUGGUGACCACUGGCAUACAAUCUCCAUAUGGUGUAUUUGCGGCUAAUAUUCCUCAAAUGUCCCAAGAUAAUGCUGUACAACAAGUAGUCGUUUCUCCUCAACACCAGGUUAUACACGAUACCACUAUGAACAAACAAGUUAACGAUGAUCUUUCCCCUGUUGGAGGCAUGCCUUUACAUGAUUACUCUUUUAAAGUUCCUGGAUCAAUUACUAAAGAAGAUUCUACUUCCACUACCCUUAACCAUCUAAGACAAGUUGAUGGGAGUUUGGAAAGUCUCUUGAGACACCCUUUUAGAAAGGAAGAUGUACUAGAAAAUAGACCCCAACAGGUUGCUAGGAGGGGACUUCCUAACACACAUAAUUUUCCAUCAGUAGAAUCCUAUGAAUCAACAGAACCACCCGUUUUAGGUAAUCCCAAUUUGUACCCUCAUUCAAAUCUUGGGAUUAAUCAUUGGGCUCUUCGUGGGAUUUCUUCUGACAAGUCUGUGUAUUCUGGUGUUGAGUCUGAUCCUGCAACUGAAAGGACUCCACCUAUUGGUGAAUGGAAGGAGGAUACUGCCACUUGGUCUCAGCCUAGGAUUUCUGGUGAUGUAGAAGCUGGAACGCAUGGAGGAAACAGGCCAUUGGCUGCUUCUCCAGAUGUGCCAGAUAACUCAAACUACAAUGCAUCAUUUCAGUCCGCUGGCAAAUUGAACAAGGAUUUGUAUUUGGAGCACGUUAUCUCCAAUAAAGAUGAAAUGAACAAGCAAGAACAUCAAGCUGUAGUAGAGAUUGUAGCUGCUUCUGUUCUUCAUUCAUUUGUGCCUUCUAACCCUGAUCUAUUAGUAGAUGCCGGGAUUCAGUUCGCAUCUACCCAGGAAAAGAGUGAAGUUCAAAGCUCUAGCACAGAAGUGCAGCAGAAAGAUAUCUUUGACGAUAUAAAUACUAAUUUGUCAGAGAAGAUCAGUCUUGGGUCUCCUGUAUCAGAUAGCAUUGGUCGAUUACAGAUAAUUAAGGAUAGUGACCUUGAAGAGCUACGUGAACUGGGUUCGGGUACCUUUGGUACUGUUUAUCAUGGAAAGUGGAGAGGCACUGAUGUGGCAAUUAAACGAGUCAAUAAUAGAUUGUUUGUAGGGAAACCUUCUGAACAAGAACGCAUGAUAGAUGAUUUCUGGAAUGAAGCUAUCAAGCUUGCUGACUUGCACCAUCCCAAUGUUGUUGCUUUUUAUGGUGUCGUGUUGGAUGGUCCCGGUGGUUCAGUUGCGACUGUUACUGAGUAUAUGGUUAAUGGUUCGUUGAGAAAUGCUUUGCAGAAGACUGAGAGGAUUCUUGAUAAGCGCAAGAGGUUAAUGAUUGUGAUGGAUGUUGCUUUUGGAAUGGAGUACUUGCAUGGGAGGAAUAUAGUGCAUUUUGACUUAAAAAGUGAUAAUCUAUUAGUUAAUCUCCGUGAUCCACAUCGGCCAAUUUGCAAGGUUGGUGAUUUGGGGCUGUCCAAAGCAAAAUGCCAUACACUAAUUUCGGGCGGUGUGAGGGGAACACUUCCAUGGAUGGCACCAGAGCUUCUAAAUGGAAGUAGUAGCCUUGUCUCUGAAAAGGUUGAUGUGUUCUCAUUUGGAAUGGUGAUGUGGGAACUUCUUACUGGAGAAGAACCAUAUGCAGACUUACACUAUGGAGCCAUCAUCGGGGGUAUUGUGAGCAACACGUUGCGUCCUCCAGUGCCGGAUUCAUGCAGCCUGGAUUGGAGAUCACUCAUGGAGAGGUGUUGGUCGUCUGAACCAUCUGCAAGGCCGUGUUUCACUGAGAUUGCAAAUGAAUUACGGUCCAUGGCAGCUAAGCUCCCACUAAAAUGA
Molecule: messenger RNA, 3720 nt
Organism: Fraxinus pennsylvanica
Lineage: Eukaryota; Viridiplantae; Streptophyta; Magnoliopsida; Lamiales; Oleaceae
Source: the annotation of a GenBank genome assembly